Fusarium coffeatum is the source of this 891-nucleotide messenger RNA. RefSeq lists its product as uncharacterized. The transcript has 2 exons. The record is from RefSeq and is a predicted model, not a curated record. The coding region runs from base 1 to 891 and encodes 296 amino acids. Lineage: Eukaryota; Fungi; Ascomycota; Sordariomycetes; Hypocreales; Nectriaceae.
AUGUCUACCGAAAUACCAGUCGACCAGCAGGCAUCGCCCGAUUCGCCCUCAAGGGUUGAGCAAAGCCUUACCACUCCAAAGGCAUCGUUCCCAGAGCUUCCCCCCGACAUCCGUCUAUCGAUCUGGGAGGCUGAAGAGUACGAAAACGAAGACCGUCUCUACUCGCGAGACAUGGGGUUGUGGAAUGCCUGUAGAGAAUCACGACGGGUUAUAGCCGCUCACUAUCAACGUUUAGAUUCGAUCGAGAUGCAACGUGCUGCACAAACCACUCGAGAGAAGAAUGCUCGCCCCGUUACUUCCGUCAAGAACGACUUCUUCACGGUGGCCUUUGGGCCUUUCAUUGAGGAGUCAAACAUGAAACCUACUUACCACCGUCUCUGUAUCAGGACUUCUUCGCCCGAAUCUUUAAUGCCGAGACUGAAGAGGCUGAACCUCUACUUACCGAUGGUCAAAAAUCUAAGCAAGAUUAGCCUCUCGCGAGAUUGGAACCUCGUUUUUGACAAAGACCACAGCUUCGAUGACCCUCAGCCGAGCGACUGGACAAAUCUGAUGGCCGAAACAUCCCAGCGAUCUAUGUGGUACAGAUGCCAGAGCGCCAUUUGGUGUGGCAAAGCCGACCCAGAUUGUCCACUUGUACUAAUCGACAAAACACGACCGUAUCUUGUGCGGGACAGGAUAUUUUCCAUCAUCAGUCUGGAUGAUGAAUGCUAUCUCAAGAUCCAAGUCUAUGAACCUCCGCCAGUAGGCAGAAGACAUCACUAUUGGGACAUGAUGGCCUUGUGGCGCCAAUCCAGCAGCGACCAUCGUUUGAGUCGCAACGCAGCUUAUUCAAAUAGCCCGGAUGUUUACGUGCCAUGCAGUUGUCGACUAAUUCCCCUACAAGGAAACUAG